Molecule: messenger RNA, 1346 nt
Organism: Aedes aegypti (yellow fever mosquito)
Lineage: Eukaryota; Metazoa; Arthropoda; Insecta; Diptera; Culicidae
Exons: 2
Coding region: 218-1255 (345 amino acids)
Source: RefSeq, a predicted model, not a curated record
AAUGCUUGAUACAAACAGUAACCAAACGAUCAUACUCUACUAAAAAUUCUAAGCCUACUCAAUUACCCUAAAUUCUUCAGGUCUAAAUUAAUGACGUAAUUAGUCAUUGACAACUUUGAUCGAAUAAUGCAUCUAACAGGUGCACUGUGACAUUCGUAAUCAAUUCAUCAACUCAACGGAUUGACGCACAUUCGGAUCUCAACAAAUUAGACUUUUCAUGCAUUCCCAACAAAACAAACAAAUAUCUAAUGCAGUAGAGCGCCAAUCCCAGGAAAUUUCCAUCCAUAUUGCGUCAAGCACCCCCCUUUGGGAGUACAAUGCUCCCAUUAAGACAAUCGUCAUUCUUCAUUAUAUAAAAGCUACGCUGCCACCCUCAUUCAACCCUCAGUCAGUGCAUCCACCAAUCAUGAAGCUUCUCCUCGUUUUCGUUGGGACUCUGUGUCUGGUGGGCGGAAUGGACCUUGAAGAGCUUAUGGACACCGUGAACAACGCCGUCGGCAUCUCCAAAACGAAACUGACAACGGCAAUUCAGCAGCUAAACAACACGAUCGAAACUGCUGAUCAGACCUACCAAACAGCAUGGAGUCAAUACUACCAGUCUAUUGUAGAUCUUUACACGUCGUACUACAACCGCUUCCAGAACCAUUCCAGCAUCGAUCUAAGCCCCCUCAGUGGGGCCAUCGACUAUUUGAAUAGAUACGCGUACCCACCUUCGAAUAUAUCAUCCCAUUUUGUCAGUGACAUUGUGGCAGACCUCGAGAAAAGUGCCACCAAUAUCGGAGGGUACCUAUCCUUGGCGGUUUCCAUUAUGACCCACGAUCUGUUCCCCUGUGCCAACCCAACCGUAGUCCACUGUAUCAAGAAAUUCGGACCAAAACUGAUAACUGCUCCGAUCACGAUUGACCGUCUGGCCGAGUGUGUCACCACGGAAUUACCCCGACUCAGUACCCUCAGCGUUAGAAGAGCUUCGCAAUACGACAUCGUACUCGACAGUGUCAAAAAGCAUCUCAAGGUGGUGGACGUUUGCGACAAGCCGGCAGCGGGGGUUCUGACGCCAUCUACGGAAUGUCUUUCGCACUAUAUCAAGACGAUCAGUAACAACCCGAGGAACGACAACCCGCUCGAUAGCACGCAUAUUGCAGAUCCGAUGCGCAUCGCUCAAUACAGGAUUCAGCGCUGCGCUAAGCUGGUUCAGCUAGACGUUAAGGAUCGCAUUGAGAAGAUGUUGGAAGACUUCCAAGGUUGUAUGGCAUAAAGAAACGGAAGACGGGAGAAUAUAACAUUUGCAAAAAAUAUGUUGUGCAUUUUAAAAACUAUCCAAUAAUUGAGCGGUUCCACGCCGUUUC